AUGGCGUCGCUCACGCAGUGGAAGGAGCGACAGCAGCAGUGCGCGGAGCAGGUGGACAUGCAGGCGCUGCUGAACAAUGUGCGCGCUUCGCUGCGUACGCAAGGCCUCAUCGCGUGGGUGAACGUGAGCCUUGCCUUGGAAAAAGCGCAGAGCGAGAGUGGCGGCUUGACCAACGGCGCGCUCAAGCGCUUGCUUAACGACUGUCGAGUGCCGAUCUCGGACGUGGACGCUCGAGCUCUGGUCCAGCGACUCAAUCAAGGUGCUGAAGAGGAUGGACGCGUGACAGCAGACGCGAUUAAAAAUCUCAUCUUCGGCUCAAUCUCUGGACGAAAACUCGAGUUCGUGCAGUCCGCUUUUGAUACGCUGGAUCGUAAAGGUGUCGGAUACCUGGCACUUCAAGAUGUCUUGGGUGCUCAUGAUGCCGCGCGCCACCCUGCCGUGAUGUUUGGUGAGCAAACGGCCGAGCAAGCCGCACGAGAAUUUCAGACUGCGUUCAUGACUGCAGCGCGUCGCACGGGCACCGCGUUCGUCAGUUGGGCCCAGUGGCUGUCGUAUUUCCAGUGUGUUGCUGCACAAGCCCCCAGCGAUGAGUACUUCGAGCUUCUGAUGAAGCGCGUGUGGCACGCGGACACGCGUCGCUCGCUCCAAGAGGCUGCUGGCGUUGCCGACCUUAACCAUCGAAUGGACUCCAUCGCGCCUCCAGCACCUGCAGCUGUGGCGCCAGUGUCAUUACUUCAAGCCCUUCAGCAGAACCAAAGUACUAGCAGUAAGGCGAAAGUCGUGCUCUCAAUUUCCACGACUGCACCGCCGCUGGGCCAAAGCCGCUCGAAUAGUUUCAGCUUUUCGCCGAUGGACCCUGAUGCCUCACCGCGCGGGACAGCGGUGCAUACAACCAACGAAUUCCUGAAGGGCUCGCAGUUCGCUGCUUGUCUGACUGAAGUGACACCUUCCGUCUCGCCCGUGUCGAGUGUUCGCUCUGGGGCCGGGCCUUCCGUUGAAACUCUCGAUCCUGGCGCAGCCUCAGUACUGCGAAAGCUACAGAAUGGUCUUCGAGGACGCGGGAUUCAAGCGCUUGUAGAGCUAGGACGUUGUCUACGUCUGGGCGAUGCAGACGGUGACGGAUUGCUUACUCUUGGAGAGUUUCGGCGUGCUCUGCAGAACUCCUACGAAGCUACUAGCGCAACAACGCCAAAUUACACGCCACUCAGCGAUGCCGAUCUCCGUGGACUCUUCCGCCACUUGGACUGCGAUCGAACGGGGUCCGUUCCUAUUGAUUCGGCGCUGGAUCUGGUGCGCGGAACCAUGAGUGCUCGCCGAUUGCGACUCGUUCAUUCUGCGUACCAGACGUUGGCUCGGGAAACGGGAACUGGGAUGCUAGAUGCCUGUGAUGUUGUCCAGCGGUACGACGCAAGUCGUCAUCCUGAUGUGAUCGCUCAGCGAAAGAGCGAGGAGCAAUGCUUUCGUGAGUUUGUGGAGAACUUCGACAUGGAUGAAAGUGGCGGUGAGGGCCCCAGUGGUGCCCCAGGCAAAAUUUUACCUCGACAGUGGGAAGCGUACUACCACAACGUCAGCUUCCUCGUUCCGGACGACGACUUGUUCGAGCUCAUUGUGCGCAAUACCUGGCAGCUCCCGUCGACGGGGAGCCCUACUCAAGCGGGUAGUAAGAGGCACCCACCUCCACCGAUUCUAACGGAGAGUCCACGAGGAAGUAGUUUUGCUGGGAAUGGAGUGCGUCAGCCCACACCAACCAGCGGUGAGGUCACCUGGCGCGGAAGGCGCAGUACUGGUCCAGGCAUGGCAAGCCAACAAGCAUUUGCGGUUCUCCAGCCAGACUUGGCGGAUCAUGUGCCUCCAUCGGGGGUUAUCAGCCCUUCCAGUGCCAUGAACUUGGCCCCACCCCGGUCUCCUGGCAAGCAGUCCAAAGAUCUUCGCCGCAUGGUUCAUUCCCUCCGGUGUGAGUUGAAGGAGCGCGGGCUGGGAGGGUUUAUCACGCUGCAGCAGCAGCUCCGUCGAGCGGCGGGGCGAUCGGAUGACGACUACGUAGACGAACUCAACGACGGGAGCGUCGGCUUUCACGAAUUUGUUCGUGCGCUGAAAAGCAGUGGCGUGCAUGUCACCGGCCGUGACGCCCAAGCUUUGUUUUACCACUUCGACAGCAACCAUGAUGGGACCAUGAGUGUCUCGGAGUUCCUGACGGGGGUGCGUGAACCUAUGAAUGCUCGGCGCCAACUCGUGGUGCGGAUGGCAUUCGACACCCUCGAUCGAUCAGGAAGCGGUGAGCUCGAUGCAGGCGCAGUUGCCGCUGCGUUCGAUGCUAGGCGGCUGCCUGAGGUCUUGACUGGUCGAAAGACCGACUGCGAGGCGCACGCAGAAUUCCUGGACAUCUUCGGCCUUGUGACUGAGCGGCAACGCCAACGGCGCAUCAACUUCGAUGUGUGGGAACGCUUCUACGCUAACGUGAGCGCUGCGAUCGACGAGGACGAACAGUUCGAGCAAAUGGUGCGUAAUGCAUGGCACGUCGGACCUGGUUCAGGAGGACGCGUGCCGGCGGCAGGUAGCAGACCAGCAUCCGCUGAUGGAAUCCGCGUUCACUCUCAGCGAGUCGACCCUGGACGCUCGAGUUUGCACGAGAUACUGGACCACUCGUCAUCGUACACGAGUAGUCCGACUUCUUCCAGUGCUGGCCCCAGCCCAAGCAUGACACUUCGGAGAGCGAGAAAUAACGUGAGCAACUCCAUCGCCGCUUGUCUCGGCAGCGCUCCGUCUUCACAGCAGCAACGCUCGUCCACAGAGAUAUCGACUGGCUUAACUUCGCCUGGAAAACGCGAGUUCCACCUCCACCCAGCCGGAGUUCAGGCCAUCUUGACGAGGCUCAAGCAAGUGCUUCAAUCCCAAGGCACCCCAGGCUUCUGCACGCUCAACCGGCGUCUACAACUGGCUCGAGGCAAUGCCAUGAACUUACAGGACCUUCGUGGUGCAGCUGUGGACUGCGAAUUAACUCUCCCGGGUGGUCUUACCGACGGGGACCUCCGACUACUCUUCCAGUAUCUGGACAGCGAUGGUGACGGCCGCGUGGCGCCGGACGAAUUGAUCAACAUCGUGCGGCCUGCACUAAUAGGACGCAGACUGGAGUGCGUCCACGAAGCUUUCGCAAAAUUGGCCAAGAUGAGAAAUACUCGAGAUGCGGAAAAAGCCUUACUGGAGCCAAGCGACGUCGUCGAGGAGUUCAAUGCAAGUGCACACCCCGACGUAUUGGCUGGUCGCCGAGGAGUUGAUCAUGUGUAUCGAGAAUUCCUCGAGACGUUUGAUAUCGACGGUGGGGCUCAGGACGGGAAGGUUACGUGGGACCAGUGGCGGGGGUACUAUCACAACGUCAGUGCUAGUAUCGCCUCGGACAAGCUCUUCGAAGAGAUGGUGUGCAACGUGUGGCACAUCGAUAGUAGCAACAGCAAGUCUUCGUACAAAUCUGACGUGGACGCGGAUACAGCGACCCAACCACAGCAGCAGCAAGACAACCAGCGAAGUACGACGCCUCUAGCUGCGGGGGUCCGAUCCACCCCCGCUGCGCCAGAGCUGCCGGUACAGUUGGCCAGAGAGCGGAAGAUCUUGUCUCUGAAAGACGUCGCGAGUGGCGCGAUGACCGAUCCCAAUCGGUCGACAUCAUCGAGGGGCCAACCUCUGGGCAUUGAAGCUGCACCAACCUACACCGGUGACACGGUUCUCCAUGCAAUCCGGUACCGCAUUCGACAGAGCAACUCGCUGGCAGACGUCGUCCAGCUCCGCGCGCGGUUGCACCAGGCGGCCGACCCUCGGUCGGGGACCAUCACGUACCUGCGCUGCUGCGACGCGUUAAAUAGCGCGCUGGGGCUCGCUAUGGGCGAGGCCCAAGGCCGCGCGCUGUUCGAGCACCUCUCGCACUUCUACCAGAGCAACGGCGACGACAGCAGCAGCGCAGGUGAGCGCUUCCUCCAGCACCAGCACCGAGUCAACGGCUACGACGGCGCCGGCAACCGCCUGCCGCUGCAGCUGGUGCUCGGGUGUCUGCUCGAGCGCCUGAGCGCGCCGUGUCUGGCCAGCGCCACGCAGGUGUUCUCGACGUUGCAGGCAGCUGGCAAGGGCCGCGUCUUCCCCGCGGUGCUUGCGUCGAGCUUCCAGGCCGCGCGGCACCCAGACGUUGUGCUCGGUCGCGCCAGCGCGGCCCAAGUGUUCCAGGACUUUGCGCUCAACUUCGAGGUGGCCGGCGGAGCCGCUGGCGACGGCGUCGUGUCCUUCCAGCACUUCGAGGCCUACUGCGUGAACCUGCGCGCCGCGCUGGGCAGCGACGAGCUGCUGCAGCUCGUGCUGCGCGACUGCUUCGGCGGCAACACAAGUUGA
Phytophthora sojae is the source of this 4374-nucleotide messenger RNA. RefSeq lists its product as hypothetical. The coding region runs from base 1 to 4374 and encodes 1457 amino acids. The transcript has 4 exons. Lineage: Eukaryota; Oomycota; Peronosporomycetes; Peronosporales; Peronosporaceae. Gene Ontology annotation, molecular function: calcium ion binding. The record is from RefSeq and is a predicted model, not a curated record.